This is a messenger RNA of Symbiodinium pilosum, 189 nucleotides long. The record is from the annotation of a GenBank genome assembly. Lineage: Eukaryota; Dinophyceae; Suessiales; Symbiodiniaceae.
GCGCGUGGAGAUGGCAUGGUGGUGAAUGACAAGCGAAUGGCGAUUGACAUGCUCUUAGUUCGCAGAGACAUCAGAGAGAACAACAUGGUGUUGAGAUGGGUGGAUGCCCGCCAAAUGGUGGCUGAUCCACCGAAGAAGGUGAAUGUUGACCCGAGCUUCCUGCGCUUUGUGAUGAAGACUGGAGAAUAA